AUGCCCCAAGGUCACUCUCAUCUAAUAUCCUUUCUGACGGUUCUGACACUCUCAUUCUUUUUAUCACUCGCUCACUCAGGACCAACCCAGACCGAGAGCGUCUUGCAAGGAGAAAAGAGAGACAACAACCCUCUCGGUAUUGAUUGGAGUCCUGCACCAGCUCCUGAAGACGGUCCGCCAUUUUCGGCUGGAGCUUUAAGAGACCCCAAGUAUCUCCCUGCGGAAAUUGGAGGCAUAGUUGCAGCAUACGGUCUGUCCUUGGUGCUGGUCGCCAUAACCUUGUUGUCCCUCGCAAAAAAACGACGUGAGCAUCUCCAGGCCGGAAACGACGAGCUCGAUUACGAGCAACCCAAGUCCCUCUACGGUCCUGAAUCACCGUCCCGGGCAACUCAUUCUCAGUCUUUUCAUCCACAAGUACCUCUCAGGCGCUCAGGAGUUCCAAAUUUUUCAUACCCGUCGCCUCUGAACACCCAGUUUGACGAUACUACACUUCCACCUCAGGCACCGUACUUUUACCCGUCGCCAACUUCAUCGGUUGGCCACCCUGGAGUAGACCCAUCUGUUGAUCAGUCGGUCGUUGCCGCAGACAGAGAAAUGGCGCAAAAUCAGCUUGAAGAGAUGUAUAAGCAUGUUAUGGAACAUGAAGAUGCCAAACAGCGCGGAGUUGUGUUGGAUACACCUGUCUACCCGAACCAGCAGCGCUCUUCAACUUCCGACAAAUCCGUGACGUCGCCAUCAAAGAAAGACAAAGCUAAACCAGCAAAUUUGAAUCUCGCGUCGGAUGUUGGAGGCAAAACACAGUCCAGAACUUCAUCGUUCUUUUCGGCUCUCCGGUCGCCAAGGAAGAAGGCAGUCAAAGGUAUCAAUAUCUCGUCGCCAAUCAUGACGCCCCAGUCUGCCACCUUCCCAAGAAACGAUUCUCAGGAGAUGAGCCCAAUUCCUCACAGAAACUAUGCUCCUCCACCGCCACCCCCGAUUCCAACGGAUCAGAUUCCAUUUGGAGCCCAAGUCAGGAACAGCGGUGCUCCUCCUACGCCAAAUAUGUCUCCUGAGAGCAUCCAGAGCAUCGAUGAGCGUAUCAGCGCUCAGCUUGGCCCAUCAAACGCCUCUAACGCUGGGAGAUCCGAAGCAGACCCCGAGUCGGCGACGUCCCAAACACCUCUAGUUGGGUUGCCUUCAUCCCCUAAGCCAGGUGCGACGUUUCCUUCUCUGCCAGCAUCUCCUAAGCCUGGGGCUACGUUCCAAAGAUCGAAUGCACCUUCAGCAGUACGAACUGGUGGUAACUUGCCGUUGAGAGCUUACGAACCAUCACUGAGCUCACCGUCUGCGAUGGCAUUUACAACGAAGCAGACCGUUUUUGAAAGACGUGGUCCUCUGUCACCAACUACGGGAAGAACUCCAAUGACUGCUGGUGCCGUGCCUUAUUCGCCAUACCAGCCAUAUACCCCAGUAAUCCCCAUGACUCCGUCACUAGUGACCAGGGAGGAUCGGAAGAGAAUGAAGAGAAUGGUUCCUAAGACCCCGACUACGGAAUUGGUCAAAAGCUCCGACGAGAUGUGGUGA
Messenger RNA from Pochonia chlamydosporia 170, 1563 nucleotides. RefSeq lists its product as hypothetical. NCBI's taxonomy places the organism in Eukaryota, Fungi, Ascomycota, Sordariomycetes, Hypocreales, Clavicipitaceae. The transcript has a single exon. Bases 1 to 1563 code for a protein of 520 amino acids. The record is from RefSeq and is a predicted model, not a curated record.